This is a messenger RNA of Penicillium canescens, 2286 nucleotides long. RefSeq lists its product as uncharacterized. The record is from RefSeq and is a predicted model, not a curated record. The coding region runs from base 1 to 2286 and encodes 761 amino acids. Lineage: Eukaryota; Fungi; Ascomycota; Eurotiomycetes; Eurotiales; Aspergillaceae. The transcript is spliced from 6 exons.
AUGGCACCUACGCCUGUACAGCCGGCUCAAACUGAUGAGCACCAAUACUGGACCGAUCCCAUUCUUUGCGAGGAAACUCGAGCCAGACUGGAACAUUUUCGCAGUCUUGGAUGGCUCCCUCCAAACUUUAAGCCAAAGACCUUAGAAGGCAUCGCUGUCGUCGAACGUUAUUGGCGAAAAUAUUGCAUUCAAUCGAACGAGGAUUAUGUGGACUUUCUUCUUUUGGAGGAUCAGACGAUCUACAUGAACUUUUUUGAUUGGAUGUUUAAAACAUCACGAAAGAAACUGCUUCAGUCGUAUGAUGAAUACUGGCGACGUCUUUGUCAAUACUUCGAGCUAUUCGCCCGUCGCCGCGUCGGUGAGGAUGCCCGUCAACAGAUGCGACGAUUUCUCGAAGGUGUAUUCCCAGCCGAGCGCAAAAUUCCCCGACGAACAAAGGACAAAAAUACUCUAGAUGUGGAUGCUUUUGGCGUGAUUUACCGACAUCACUGGGUCCAUUCGAGAUUCUUCCGUCACGGGAGCAUGAUUGUUCAGUUUGCUACAGUCCAGCUUUGGUCCGCCAUUACAGGCACGCGACCUGGCGUCUUGCUUCCUCAAGACACCUCGUCGCCUGGCAAUCCAGUUUUGGGCAAACGCAAACGGGAUGACACCUUCCAGAGUGAUCUUCCAAAGCACAUUUCCUUGAAAGACCUUCCGGACUCGGUCUGCUAUCGCGAUAUCGAACUUUUCUACCUGAAAGACCUUCAAAGUAAACGUGAUGUCCUCUGUGCCAUCAUCGAGUUUCGCAACCUCAAAGGUCGACCGGAAGGCGCUGAUGGAACCAAAUUCUUCAUGCAUGGCGAUUAUCAACUGGCAUAUUGCCCGAUAGCUCAGAUCAUUGCGUUCGCUUUCCGCGAUGGAGCUUUUGCCAAUGCCGACCUCACACCAGAGCUCAUUUGGCGGCUACGAGUUCCAAGAGGCAGUUCAUCUCUUCCCCUCCGGUGGAAGCCCGAGAUUCUUAAUGUGCCUCUCCUUCGACGUCUUGAACGCACUCCAUACGGCUACAGACUCGAUGGGUCUUUGCCAAUGACCUAUGAUUCAAGUCGGCAGGCGCUCAAGGAGUUGAGUCGAGAUGCUAGAUUUGAAGACGAUAUUGGGCAUUACAAUUACCGCCGCUGGACGGCAAAUGAAGUCAACAAAAAUUUUACCAGCCAGGAGCGACAAAGGGUGCUCGGGCAGUCUGGUGACGCGGUGUUUGAAAAGCAUUACCAAUCACAAUUUAUUGCGCGCGACCUUCAGCAUGUCGUUCUUCUUCGGCCCUCCCAAGAAGGUCUGGUACGCUUCGCUGGGAGCAUGCUUAGGAAGAGAGAUUUAUCGGCACCAUCUGAUCUUACCGAAGCUCAUAAACGUGCUAUUUGCCAAAACCCUGAAAUUUUGCAACUGAGACGCGAGAAAAGAGAGCUUAUGGCGGAGAUGCGGUCCGUGGCUGGCACAAUCAAGAACGCCCGUGACACCUUUCCACACCUCUUCCAAAGGCAUGAGACUGUCAAAAAAGACCUGGCCAAACUUCGGAAAACAUUGGCGAUCGAAACUCGCGAGACAGCCAGAAAGGACUAUUUUAAUAAUGCUCCCGUGAUUGAAGUUGACCGACAGAUCAAGCAAAUGCUUCUCGGCGAAUCUGAUGUUGAGGAACGCGAUGCUGAUAGUUCCGCUGAAGAAGACUGGGAGCUCCCUAUCCCAGACUACGUAUUUCCUGAACGAGCUCGGCUUGUGGAGAACUUUUACGGUCCUGACGCAGAAGACUUCCAUGUGGACAAAUUACUUAGUCGACGCAUUCAGGUUACCAAGGACAUGGUUGCGCUUCUACUGCUUUGCGAGCCGAGCAGGCGAGGCAACCGUGUUAAUUGGGAUCUCGAUGAAGAGGCAAACAUACCUAUUGAACAGCUCGAGCAACUGGCGUCUGAUGAUGAUACGCAAAUAUGUCCAACAGAUGUUUGCAUCAUCUGCUUUGGUGAAUCUCGUCGCUCGGCGUCGAACCCUCCUCCGCAUAAAUUUCCUUCCAAGCGACCGGACUCACUUCGUCGUCAUCUCAUCGACUCUCAUCUGCUUCAUGCCCACGACGGGAUCAGCUGCAACUGGGAAGCAUGUCGCACUCUUCCCAAGUUUGCCAAAAUCACCGAAUUUUUAGCCCAUGCUAAUAAAGAACACAAAUACGAUAUCAAUAUUAAACUAUGUCAUCUCACCGAAAGGCCACGGAGAAUCGGCAAAGCACUGAAACUCCCGCCUCCUCUGUCGAUUUUGAUAUGA